This is a messenger RNA of Xenopus laevis (African clawed frog), 413 nucleotides long. Its product is annotated as molybdopterin synthase sulfur carrier subunit. The transcript is spliced from 3 exons. Lineage: Eukaryota; Metazoa; Chordata; Amphibia; Anura; Pipidae. The record is from RefSeq and is a predicted model, not a curated record. The coding region runs from base 144 to 404 and encodes 86 amino acids.
CACCAAUCAGAAAGGUGGUUACAUUGAGUCUGUGACACGCCUCCUGCAUGUAAGUAGAGUCACUGGGAGUUGCAGAGAAGGCGGAAGGGAGUCAGCUGCUCAGAGUCAUUCAUUCCUGGGAUACGACUGGAACUUCUGCCUUCAUGAGUUGUGAGGUUUUAGUGCUGUACUUUGCCAAGAGUUCGGAACUAGCAGGGGUACGUUCAGAGACUCUGACUGUAUCGACAGAAAUCACAUCUCAGCAACUCUGGGACCAAAUUGUACGUUCUCACCCGAGUCUUAGUGCAAUACAAGACCAAGUGGUCCUUGCCGUCCGUCAGGAGUAUGUGGCCAUUGGUGAUGAGCUGCUGAUAUUAAAUACUGGGGACGAGAUUGCAGUUAUUCCUCCAAUCAGCGGGGGUUGAUUUUAUCAG